Aspergillus thermomutatus is the source of this 1236-nucleotide messenger RNA. Its product is annotated as FAD-dependent oxidoreductase. Gene Ontology annotation, molecular function: monooxygenase activity; FAD binding. The record is from RefSeq and is a predicted model, not a curated record. The coding region runs from base 1 to 1236 and encodes 411 amino acids. NCBI's taxonomy places the organism in Eukaryota, Fungi, Ascomycota, Eurotiomycetes, Eurotiales, Aspergillaceae. The transcript has a single exon.
AUGACGGUCAUCGACCAGGUCGCCAUAAUCGGCGCCGGACUCUGCGGUCUCACGCUGGCCUUGGCCCUGCAUCAACAAUCCAUUCCGUGCAUCGUCUACGAAGGAAGGUCUGCACCAGAGGAUAUCGGCGGAGCCAUCAUCCUUUCCCCCAACGCCCUGCGAAUCCUAGACGAGCUGCACAUCUACGCCCGCAUCAGAGACCUCGGCCACGAAAGCGAGACGGUCCUGUUCCGAACCGAGGACGACCAGCUAGUCGAUUCGUACGAGAUUGGCAACGAGGAAAAAUACGGCUACAAGGGUCUGCGGAUAUACCGAUACGCGCUCAUCAAUGAGCUCCUGGCCUCGUUGGCCGAGCGGCGCAUCCCCGUGCACUACGGGAAGAAGUUUGCGCGCAUCUGCUCCGAGUCCGAAAGCGAGGUGAGCUGGGAGUGGGCGGAUGGAGGCGUCGGCCGCGCGGGGUCUCUGGUGGGCUGCGAUGGAAUCUACUCUCGCGUACGCGCGUAUCUCUACCCCGAGCUGAAACCAGAGUUCAUCGGCAUCGUGGCGGUCGCGGCGGCGGUCCCAACUAGCCGCGUGGACUUGCCAGAGGGGUACGGGCUGCCCGUGACGAUCAUGAGCCAGACGCACGGCGGGUAUAUCAUCGCGCCGCAGCAGUCUGAUGGCUCCGAACUGAUGCUGGGGCGGCAGCGGCGGUGGCCAGAGUUGGACCGGGAGGGGUGGGAGGCGCUGGCGACCGAUGAGGCCUGGUGUAUUGAUUUCCUGCGUCAAGGCUCGGAGCACUUCCCGCCGAUCAUCCGCUCGAGCGUGGCGAAUAUUCAGCGAGACAAGAUCAACGUUUGGCCCUUCUACGUGGUCCCGCGGCUGGAUCGCUGGGUUUCCGACUUCGGGCGCGUGGCGAUCAUGGGUGAUGCUGCGCAUGCGAUUCCACCGUCGUCGGGCCAAGGUGCCAACCAGGUCCUGGAGGACAGUUAUACGUAUGCGCUGCUUCGGGGUCAGUGCACGCCAGGCUCGCUCGGGCACGCCCUGCGUCGAUGGAAAAAGGGACGCCAGGAGCGGAUUGACCGGCUGCUGAAAUUUGCUGAGGAGAUGAACCGACGCCGGAUGACGGAGUGUGUAGCAGACGGCUGCGAGAGCAAGCCUGUCAUGACGAAAAUCACGGAAUAUCUGGACUUGGACUGGGUGUUCAAACCAGAUUACCGGAGGAUGGUCCAUGACUGGGUCCAAGAUUCCUCAUGA